Messenger RNA from Hypoxylon fragiforme, 840 nucleotides. RefSeq lists its product as uncharacterized. The record is from RefSeq and is a predicted model, not a curated record. The transcript has a single exon. The coding region runs from base 1 to 840 and encodes 279 amino acids. NCBI's taxonomy places the organism in Eukaryota, Fungi, Ascomycota, Sordariomycetes, Xylariales, Hypoxylaceae.
AUGAUCUUCGUCGGCGUGCUUGGACUACUAUCCAUUGUAUCUUCCUGCAGUGGAAGCCCUACCCCUGAGCGUUCGCAGCUUGAGAAACGUCGAGAUAUACUAUCAACAAAUCAAAACCAGGCACACGGUGCCACUUCCUCUCAUAUUUACGAAGGUAGACCCGUCGUCAAGAUAUGGCCUAUCAACCCCGAGGCCAAAAGAGGAUCUACGGCACUCGAAGAUGUCACCGGGGCUACACCCCACGACGGAAGUUGGAAGAACAGCUUUCCUGGCCGUGAGGAUAUACUACACCACUGCGAGAAUACAGGAGAAGACGUAGUCUUAUACGGCCUUAAAGGGGUAUUCUGCAGCCUCGCCCGACUCUUCGGAAGCGAAAACCCGCAGGCUAUAAGAUCAAAGCCGAGGGAACCGGCGUCGCUAAACCCGAGAAGCAUAUCGUCGUUCAUCAGCAAACUCGGCGCUCUCUCCGGACUUACCCCCCCGAUACCACCACCAUCAAACAUCUACAACACCCCACCCACCUCCCUCUGCGACCUGCGGAUCAAAGAGACCUCCGCCCGCCAAACCGGCAGCGUCAGCGCGAGCAUCACGCUCUUCAACGAGAGCGGACGGCUCGCGCACCGCACGCGGGAGACGGAGAUGCGCACCGUUGACCUGGCGACCCGGGACACGGGGCUCGCGCACGGGCUGCGCGUCGCGUUUGCCCGGGACGGGGACGGGGAGAGGGGGGUGCAGCUUAGGUACGGCGCGGCGACGACGACGUACUCGGUUUGCAAGGCGGGCAGGUGGGUGCGUGGGAGGCGGAGGGUGGAUUGUCGGUUUGUUUGUGCGGGGGUGUAG